Molecule: messenger RNA, 572 nt
Organism: Neodiprion virginianus
Lineage: Eukaryota; Metazoa; Arthropoda; Insecta; Hymenoptera; Diprionidae
Exons: 2
Coding region: 44-484 (146 amino acids)
Source: RefSeq, a predicted model, not a curated record
GAUCGUAGUGGUCGCUUUGAUAUCGUUUCUGAGUUGCUGCUUGAUGCGAGGGCGUAAAGAAUCCAGCUCGAGGUCGAUUGAACUCCCGGCGAAAUGUAAGUUUGGAAAUCUGAGCGUCAGGGCGUUUCCUGUCGAGACGAAGAGCAGCACGAACUGCAUGGAAGCGAAAAAACUUGGGGAGAAUAUGGAGGAAGGAUUGAAGAGGCCAAGGGUCAACCGUACGAGAAAAAUUAGUCCGGAAUGUUCCAUAGUAAAAAGAUGCAGAGAGGCGGAGGCGCGCAGGACGAAAUUACAAAAAUGCUGUGACAUUAGGCACAGCAAAGUUAAGAAGCAGGGCUACGAACCUGUCUGCCAAAUUUUGACAGCGGCUGGCAGCUUGGAAUCUUACAGAUCGCAUUUGGGACACAGAAAUUUGUACCCCGGAAGAUCGGAUCGCUACGACAGGCAACCACCCGCCGUUCCUAUGCCAGACUUCGACAGGUGAGGAAAAACUUGGAGGUGACGGAAAAUCACGUUCAGAGAGAGUAAGGAGGCACUGACUCGUUUGGGCAGGAAGGGUCUAAAACAACGAU